Anthostomella pinea is the source of this 1314-nucleotide messenger RNA. Lineage: Eukaryota; Fungi; Ascomycota; Sordariomycetes; Xylariales; Xylariaceae. The record is from the annotation of a GenBank genome assembly.
AUGGCUACUCCAACCCCCGGGAGUUCGUUUCCCGUCCUGGAGACGCUGGACCCGGCAACAUCCCACACCUUCAUCAAGCCCAGCAAACAGAUCAACGACGGGCCGGACGUGUCCCAGUUCCUCACGUCGAGGGCGUACCGGGACAUCGGCACCUUCGCCAUGCAGCUGAACCGGGCCAUGUGCCCGCGCAAGUCCAAGGGUGACGACAAGAAGGACAAGUUCCAGACCUUCCAGCUCGGCUCCGAGUACGAGACCCGGCCGGCCGAGUCGGCGCGCCGCCUCCAGGACAUGCUGGCGCGGAUCGCGUCAUACAUCGACGAGGCGCCGCCGGACACGGGGCCCAGGCGCUUCGGGAACGUCAGCUUCCGCACGUGGCAUCAGCUGCUGGAGCAGAGGGUUGCGGGGCUGCUGCGCGAGUUCCUGCCCGCCUCCGUGUUGGAUUUCGGUGCGCAUGGUAGCGCGGGCGGCGUCUCUGCCGAGGAUGAGCUCACGGCCUAUCUGCUCGGCGCGUUCGGCAGUGCACAGAGACUGGACUACGGGACAGGGCACGAGCUGAGCUUCCUGGCGUUCCUGGGUUGUCUGUGGAAGCUGGGCGCCUUCAAGGACGGCAAGCCACACGGCGACAUCGAGCGCAACAUCGUGCUGGGGGUCUUCGAGCCCUACCUGCGCGUCGUGCGGCGGCUGAUCCUGACGUACACGCUCGAGCCGGCCGGGUCCCACGGCGUCUGGGGGCUGGACGACCACUCGUUCCAGCCGUACAUCUAUGGGUCUGCGCAGCUCACGCGCGCCAUCGCGGACGAGGAGCCGAUGCCGCUCGAGGGCUCGCUGUUCCGCGCCCCGAAGCCCGCGACUAUCGUCAAGGCUGAGUAUGUCGACGAGGAGCGCAAGCGGAAUAUGUACUUCUCGGCUGUCGGCUUCAUCAACGAUGUCAAGAAGGGCCCCUUUUGGGAGCACAGUCCGAUACUCUUCGACAUAUCUGGGAUCAGGGACGGCUGGGGCAAGAUCAACAAGGGCAUGAUCAAGAUGUUCAACGCCGAGGUUCUCUCUAAAUUCCCCGUGGUGCAGCACUUCCCCUUCGGCUCCCUGUUCUCCUGGGACCAGGACCCGGACGCCGCCCCUCCUCAGCAAUCCGUGCACAUGGCGAACCAGCCACCCAUGGGCGCCUCGUCUAUGCCGCCGCCACCACCAACCGGAGGUGUCGCCGGGACUUAUGCUCCGUGGGCCAAGGCGACGGGUAUGCCUGCGCCUGGUGCGGGUGUUCCAUCCUCACGAGCACCCUGGGGUCCGAACCACCCUGUUCCUAGACCGUCGUAA